AUGGAGCAAUUCAAUAGGUCCAAUGAAGGAGACGCUAGAAGUGCGACGUCUCGAAAAAGCGGCUCAAGUGACAGCGCUAGGGGUGGCGAGCCAAGUCCAGCCCCCGAAGAUGACGAUGAGGACCUUUGGAGUGUUUGGAGCGAUGUGAUUCGAAACUGGGAGCACGAAAUAAAGAAGAAUCCGGCCACAAUCAAGGCGUUGGUGAAGCGUGGAAUCCCUCAACAUUUUCGGACCAUAGCCUGGCAACUGUUGUCUAAUGCGUCCGUUUCUUCGAUUCAUGAAGUGUACUCCGACUACAUGAGACAAUCAUCCGUAUAUGAAAAGGUCAUCCAACGAGAUAUUCCACGAACGUACCCUGAAAUGGAAUUUUUUAAGGACGGUGGUCGUGGUCAAGCAUCGCUCUUCAACGUUAUCAAGGCAUAUUCAAUUCACGACAAAGAAGUUGGUUACUGUCAGGGUAGUGCUUUCAUUGUUGGGCUACUGCUCAUGCAGAUGCCUGAAGAAGAAGCGUUUGCCGUUAUAGUCCGUCUGAUGGAAAAUUAUCGCCUGCGUGAGCUGUACAAACCGGCCAUGACAGAUCUUGGUCUGUGUAUGUUCCAGCUGGAGUGUUUGGUCCAAGAACAGAUGCCCGAUCUCUAUACUCACUUCAAUAAUAUGGGCUUCGACACGUCGAUGUACGCUUCAUCUUGGUUUCUGACACUUUUUACCACCACUUUGCCUAUAGAAAUAGCGAAUCGAAUCAUGGACUGCUUUCUUGUCGAGGGAAUGGAGUUCAUCUUCUGCGUAGCUAUGUCAAUUUUACAACAGGCUCGUAUCGAUCUGCUCCGGCUGGAUAUGGAAGGAAUGCUUAAGUACUUUCAACGCGAUAUUCGUGAGCGCUAUGAGAAUGAUGGUGAUCUCCUGUUCGCUGUUGCCAAUAAAGUUCAGCUGAAUCCUAGGAAAAUGAGGAAGUUAGAAAAGGAUUACCUAUCCAAACGAACUAAGGAGCAAGAGGAAGCUGUGGAGCUACGACGACUGCGAACGGAAAAUCGGUUGCUCCGACAGCGCAUCGACUACCUUGAAGCUGAGUCAGCGGCUCUCGCGGAUCGUCUCGUCAAAGGCCAAGUCAAUCUGGCGCAAGAAGCUGAGAAUUCCAUUAAUAUCGCUCACGAAUUGAGCAAACUUCGAGACAUCAACUCUGACGCGCAUCGGAAACUUGAACAAGCGUAUGACACGAUCAGGGAGUUAUCGUGUUCUCGACAAGGUGCUUUGCUGGAUGCUGUUGUACAAGUGGAUGACACUAGUAUGAUCGAACAUAUCCACUCACUUCAACAAGAACUCAUUGAAAGCCACAAUCGGCAAGCUGAUCACGAGAAUACGAUAAGGGAAUGCAAGCUCCGUAUCUCGGAUCUCGAAGCAGCCAAUAAACGGUUGCGUGAGCAUGAACCAUUUGAAGGUGUGGCUGGUCUUCAGGAAGAACUGAUCUCGGUGAAAAUGCGUGAAGCUGAAAGCAAUCUAGCCGUGAAAGAAAUGCGUCAACGUCUAGCUGAGCUCGAGCAGCAUUGGGCGAAAUAUGUUCAUGCACGGGCGUUGGAUCCCGCAUCUACCUCGCCCGACAGCGAUUCGAACACUGCUUCAAACGAUUCGCCACCACCGCCUUCGCUUAACUUUGCACGUGCGCGACUUGCACGGAUUACGGCAUCAUUCAUUGGUGCAUCACCUGAUGACGAUGACAGCUGCAUAACUAUACGAGAACUUGAGGAUCAGCUGAUGGGUGUGCGUAUUAAAGAGGCUGAUAAUCUAGCUGAGCUGAAAGAAAUGCGGCAAAAGGUCAUGGAGCUAGAAACUCAGAACCAUGUAUGUACCAAUCAAAUUCGACGUCAAGAUGAUGAGAUGAAACGAAUUCGCGAAGAGAUCGAGGCCGUGCAGAAGAUAAGGCGUGACCUGGAAACUUCUCUCCGUCAAGAACGGCAACGCUGUGUGCAAAGAGAAUCAGAGUUGAACGAACAGUGUAUUAUGGAGCGUUUAAAAUACUCUGAGGCAAUGCAAUCUGUCCAGGACCUUCGGCAGACGAUCACCCAGCUCGAAUUGCGGAAAGCUGAAGGUUGGGCGCACAGGCAGCUUCGCGGAUCUUCUGUGUGUGAUGCUGAUGAUGACUCCACUUCUCACUUGUCGAUCGGGUCCAAUGGCGAUGUGCUUUCCAUGGGAUCGGAAGAUAUGGUAGCUUUGUUCACUGACACAGCGCUGAAAGUUCCUGUAUUGGAUGGUCUUGUCGAAGAAAUGCCCAACAUUGAAACAGAAGAAACCCGAUCAAAGAGGGAUCUCGGCAACGGUACCAGUGAUCCUGUUGUUCGCAUUCCCUAG
Molecule: messenger RNA, 2343 nt
Organism: Ostertagia ostertagi
Lineage: Eukaryota; Metazoa; Nematoda; Chromadorea; Rhabditida; Trichostrongylidae
Source: the annotation of a GenBank genome assembly